GCCUAGGUUCAACCAUGCAGCACAUCAGCUUUGCAGUAGUUUAUAUUGUAAUUUUUGGACUUUCGUCGUCCAACUUUUUGGAGUGUCAUCUUCAAGAUACAGCUUACAGAGAGAUAAAACGUUUAUUCCCAUCAGAAUGGAAACGAGCAUCUAACCUUGGAGGCAGAUUGAUGUGCCAAUUGGACAGUAGAAAUUGCGGAGGGUUUUUUGUUGGUAAGAAAUUUGUUGGAUACUCUAUGUUCAAUAACAAUUAUGGAAAAAUGAGAAAAAUGAAUAAAAUUGAACCAAAAAUAGACAACUAUGAAAGAGUACCAUACGACUCAAGUGAUUAUGUAAAAUGGCAUCAUUGAAUUUAAAUGUAUCAUCAAAAUAUUACUUAUUGAUAUUAUAGAUAGACA
Molecule: messenger RNA, 398 nt
Organism: Melanaphis sacchari
Lineage: Eukaryota; Metazoa; Arthropoda; Insecta; Hemiptera; Aphididae
Exons: 7
Coding region: 15-350 (111 amino acids)
Source: RefSeq, a predicted model, not a curated record